This is a messenger RNA of Linum tenue, 282 nucleotides long. Lineage: Eukaryota; Viridiplantae; Streptophyta; Magnoliopsida; Malpighiales; Linaceae. The record is from the annotation of a GenBank genome assembly.
GAAGGAAAAUCCUGUGGAAAAAAGGAAUUCCAAUCGGCGUCUUCCUUCCUUCCCGGACUAACAACGAGUUGCCGCCGACCACGUUUCCACCGCCGCAGGUGUAAUUUUCUUACAAUGGAUCGUGUAUCUCAAUGGUACCCGGAUUUUAUGGUUGAGCCUGGUUUCGUUGCAAAGCUGCGGUAUGAGGAAGCAGCUUCUAUGUCUGAAUUUACGGAAUCACUCGGUCUUAUAUUGUUGCAAGAGAAUGGUGACGUUGAGGGCACUUCUUACCUCUUCUCUGGA